GCCCAAAAGAAAAAGAAGACUACUGGAGCUCUGUACUGAUGAGUGAUGAUACCAAGAUACGUGUUUUUGGAACUGAUGGCAUCAAAACUGUAUGGUGUUGCAAAGGUGAGGAGUACAAAGAAAAAUGCAUGGUGCCUACAGUGAAAUAUGGUGGUGGCAGUGCCCUUCUUUAGUGAUGCUGGUGUCGGGGAACUGCAUUUCAUAUCAUGAAUUUGCAGAUGUACUGCUCUAUAUUGAGAGAGAAGUUUUCCAACAUGACAAUAAUCCUAAACACACAUCUAAGGCCACUGUUGCAUUUCUG
Messenger RNA from Staurois parvus, 301 nucleotides. The record is from the annotation of a GenBank genome assembly. NCBI's taxonomy places the organism in Eukaryota, Metazoa, Chordata, Amphibia, Anura, Ranidae.